GGGGGUGACCACAAAUAACUCUGUGGUUCUGAUUGUCCCCGGUAGUUGUCGUGCUGAUUCUCCUUGGGAGGGUUCAAGUCUGACCUGGGAAAAACAGACAUUUCCAAAGGUGGAAUUCUGAAGAUGGUGAGGGCUGUGUUGUUAGAGGUUGGCCGGGGCGUGUAAUAUGAGCCAGCAGAACUGGAAAUCUCCGUGAUAACCUUGCCUUCUGACUGCGCCUGCAGAACACAGGGAAAGGGGCUCAGACUCUCCUCUGUGGCAUUUUGUCACCUCUAAUUCCACAAGUUUAUCUGGAUCGACAAGAGCACGCAGGGAUGUUGCUAGGUUACCCAAGUCGGCCUUGAACUUGAUCCUCCUGCCUCAGCCUCCCGAGCGUCCGAGAUGACAGACCUGGCUGCUGGAUUACUCUUCGUAGGUGCUGAGCUGUGCAAAGACUUAAAGAACUGGUCUGGCCCUUGUUGUUAGGAAGCCUUCGGGUCCUUGAGACACUGGCAAAACUUUUGUUGCGAAGAAUGCAAGAAAUGACCAAGAAAGAUGGUUUUGCUAACCGUUACCUUCUAUCUGUUAGAAUGUCAUCUCUCCUCCCUUUUACACCGUGAGGAAACGGGGCAGAGGUGUUCACUGAAGUCACUACUAUUCAGAAAACAUCUGCUGACCAAGGGCACGCCUAGGGCUCCCUGUCAGGAGGGGUAACAGGUGAUUACCAGUCCACGCUAAUAGCUCAUGCCACAGAAAUCAUCAAACAUGGCAAAACUGACGUGAGAGAAGACAGCAGAACCCCGAGACAGAACCAACACCCAACAAAACGGUCAGCGAGAGGAGUCCUCGCGUCCACAAAGUGAAAUUAGAAACAAACAGGAAAAAAACAGACCAUGUCGGGCCACAGCAGGAAUUCGGAUCAAGAGGAGCUGGGUGAGCUGGACGAGGAUGAGCUCUUGGCCAACCUGUCCCCCGAAGAGCUGAGGGAACUGCAGUCGGAAAUGGAAGUCAUGGCCCCGGACCCCCGCCUUCCCGUGGGAAUGAUCCAGAAGGACCAAACCGAGAAGCCACCGACGGGGACCUUCGACCACAAGUCCCUGGUGGACUACAUGUACUUGCAGAAGGCCUCCAGGCGCAUGCUGGAAGAUGAGCGCGUCCCCGUCACCUUUGUGCGGUCUGAGGAAAACACUCCAGGACGGCAGGAGGCCAGAGACCCAGGGAAUAAAAACGUGCUCCGGUUCCUGAAAGAAAAGCUCAAUGACGAAAUCGCGGCACAUAAAAGAGAAUCCGACGGCAGCGACGGUGUGCAGGAAGCGGACGAGGAGGAUGGGGAAGAGGAGGAGGAGGAGGAGGAGGAAGAGGAAGAAGAGGAAGAGGAGGAGGAGGAGGAAGAAGAGGAAGAGGAAGAGGAAGAGGAGGACAACGGUGAGCCGGGAGAAGCACAGAAUCCGGUCGGAAACGGCGAGAGCAGCAGCCCCCGGACGGCCACCAGAGCUCCGGAGGAACACGGGAACCAACCCGCAGCCCAGGAAAAAAGUGAGAAGAAAGUCUCCAAACUGGAUCCCAAAAAGCUGGCUCUGGACACCAGCUUCCUGAAGGUCAGCGCGAGGCCCUCGGGGAACCAGACGGACCUGGACGGCAGCCUGAGGCGCGUGAGGCAGAACGACCCCGACCUGAAGGAGCUGAACCUCAACAACAUCGAGAACAUCCCCCGGGAGAUGCUGCUGGACUUCGUCAGCGCCAUGAAGAAGAACAAGCACGUGAGGACGCUCAGCCUGGCCAACGUGGGCGCCGACGAGAGCGUGGCCUUCGCCCUGGCCAACAUGCUGCGGGAGAACAGGAGCAUCCGCACGCUCAACAUCGAGUCCAACUUCAUCACGGGGAAGGGCAUCGUGGCCAUCAUGCGGUGCCUGCAGUUCAACGAGACCCUCACGGAGCUGCGCUUCCACAACCAGAGGCACAUGCUGGGCCACCACGCCGAGAUGGAGAUCUCCCGGCUGCUGAAGGCCAACCACACCCUGCUCAAGGUGGGCUACCACUUUGAGCUCCCGGGUCCCCGGAUGGUGGUCACGAAUCUGCUCACCAGGAACCAGGACAGACAGAGGCAGAAAAGGCAAGAAGAACAGAAACAACAGCAGCUCAAGGAGCAGAGGAAGCUCAUAGCCAUGCUGGAGAACGGCCUGGGGCUGCCCCCAGGGAUGUGGGAGAGGCUGGGGGGGCCCAUGCCCGACCCCAGGAUGCAGGAGUUCCUCCAGCCGCCUCCCGGGCCUCCCGGCCCUCACGGCCCCCACGGUCCCCACGCGGUCCCCUUCGGCCGCAGAAACGAGAUGGCGAAAAAGCCGUCUCAGCCUCCGCAGUACAAGACGGACCCCGACUCCUUCCGGGUGGUGAAGCUGAAGAGGAUCCAACGCAAAUCCCGCAUGCCGGAGGCCAAGGAGCCGCCCGAGAAAACCAACCUCAAAGACGUGAUCAAGACGCUCAAACCCGUGCCCCGAAACCGGCCACCCCCCCUGGUGGAGAUCACACCCAGAGACCAGCUCCUGAAUGACAUCCGUCACAGCAACGUCGCCUACCUUAAACCCGUGCAACUGCCAAAAGAACUGGCGUAAGUGGCAACAGAACGAUCUAGAAGAACAAGAGACGGAAGCAGCGGCUGUGGGGUUGGAGCUGGGGGCUGCUUCAGCGGCACAGCUGGGAGCGUGUCCCCGAACACCUGGGGCCUGCGUAAGAGACGCGAAGCUCGGGCCACGCAGGAAACAGGCAGAAGAGGAGGGUGGAUGGAGAGAGAAUCUAAUAUUCGCGGGCCACGCUUUCUACUGCCAAUCAGCCCGGGUGACUGGGGCGGGAUUUGAGUCUGGCUUCCAGAAGCAGCAGUUUGAGACGUUUUUGUAAACAUUCGCUUUCUUGUGGUUGAUAACAAUAAACGUGACGGGGGUGUUGUCUUGGUGCUCACGCUGUUCCUCCCGCCAGCCCCUGUGCUGUCACCCGCCACACACCACACAGGGAGGAGGCCACCUCUCCCCGACCUGUGAAGGGCAGGUGUGUUCCUGGCCCACCCAGGUUUGGAAAUGGCUCUCUCCCCCGGAGACCCCUCCAUGUUCUGGGCUAUUCUUCUGAGAGGGCUGUCUCAGGAGC
Marmota monax (woodchuck) is the source of this 3114-nucleotide messenger RNA. It is a transcript of the gene Lmod3, whose product is annotated as leiomodin 3. Gene Ontology annotation, cellular component: striated muscle thin filament; myofibril. The transcript is spliced from 5 exons. Gene Ontology annotation, biological process: myofibril assembly; pointed-end actin filament capping; muscle contraction. The record is from RefSeq and is a predicted model, not a curated record. Lineage: Eukaryota; Metazoa; Chordata; Mammalia; Rodentia; Sciuridae. Bases 873 to 2588 code for a protein of 571 amino acids. Gene Ontology annotation, molecular function: tropomyosin binding.